Messenger RNA from Myotis daubentonii (Daubenton's bat), 1419 nucleotides. RefSeq names its product secretion regulating guanine nucleotide exchange factor (gene SERGEF). Gene Ontology annotation, molecular function: ubiquitin protein ligase activity. The record is from RefSeq and is a predicted model, not a curated record. NCBI's taxonomy places the organism in Eukaryota, Metazoa, Chordata, Mammalia, Chiroptera, Vespertilionidae. Gene Ontology annotation, biological process: ubiquitin-dependent protein catabolic process; protein ubiquitination. Gene Ontology annotation, cellular component: cytoplasm.
CCGUCCCCCGCGCAGGCCCCGCCCGGAAGCGUCGGUAGAGCGGCCCCGCAUGGAGCUCGAGCCCCCCUCCUCGGAUGCUACCUCGGCGCCCGCCGCGCUCUUCGCCUGGGGUGCAAAUAGCUAUGGGCAACUUGGCCUUGGCCAUAAGGAAGACGUGUUUUUGCCCCAACAACUGAAUGACUUCUGUAAACCUGUGUGUGUCAGGAGGAUCGUGGGAGGAGGGGGCCACUCUGCUGUUGUCACAGAUGGAGGAAGCCUUUUUGUUUGUGGCCUGAACAAAGACGGGCAGUUGGGGCUUGGUCACGCAGAGGAUGUCCUGUAUUUUACACCCUGCAAAUCCCUCAUUGGCUGUCCCAUUCAACAGGUGGCCUGUGGCUGGGACUUCACCAUUAUUCUCACAGAAAAUGGUCAGGUUCUAUCGUGUGGAUCCAAUUCCUUUGGCCAGUUAGGAGUUCUUCAUGGGCCUGGAAAAUGUGUGGUUCCCCAGGCCAUUGAGCUCCUGAAAGAGGAGGUUGUUAGUAUUGCUGCUGGACUGAGGCAUGCGUUAGCUGCUACAGCAAGUGGCAUCGUGUUCCAGUGGGGAACUGGUUUGGCAUCAUCUGGACGGCGGUUGUGCCCUGGGCAGACCCUCCCACUGUUUUUGACAGCAAAGGAACCGAGCAGAGUGCCAGGCCUAGAGAAUUCUAAAGCAAUUUGUGUUGUUGCUGGGUCAGAUCACUCAGCUUCAUUGGCAGAUUCAGGAGAGCUGUAUGUUUGGGGAAGCAACAAGCACGGGCAACUGGCUUCCCAGGCUGCUUUCCUUCCUGUGCCCCAGAAAAUAGAAGCACAUUGUUUUCAGAAUGAAAAGGUCACUGCUGUGUGGAGUGGGUGGACACACCUGGUUGCUCAGACAGAAACUGGCAAGGUGUUUACCUGGGGCCGAGCAGACUAUGGUCAACUAGGGAGGAAGUUGGAGUCUGAGGAAGGCUGGAGACCAGAAAAGCAGGGUUCGCCCCUCCCCUGCUCGAGACCAUGGGAGAGCACGCCUUCGUCUCUGCACGGCUUAACUGGAGCAACUGAGAUCUCCUGUGGCUCGGAACAUAAUCUGGCAGUGAUUGGCGGGGCGGUCUACACCUGGGGCUGGAACGAGCACGGCAUGUGCGGGGACGGCAGCGAAGCCAAUGUCCAAGCCCCGAAGCCUGUGCAGGCUCUGCAGUCGUCACCAGGACUCCUUGUGGGCUGUGGGGCUGGACACUCCCUGGCCCUCUGCCAGCUGCCAGCCCUCCCUUCCCCAGAUGCCAGUGAGGACUCCAAAUCUCAGGAAGCCACGGACAGCAACUGGAAGGAAAGACAACCAGGACCAUCUACCCAAAGCCAACCUGACAGGUGCAGAGAUGGGGGGCUUGUGACCCUUUAAUAAAGUGUCUGUCCCCACUCAGA